GGCAGGAGGCAGGGAAGAAGCACAGAGAAGCCUCAGGAACCCAGGAAGACAGAAGGAGAACCACACAGAGCACCAAUGACCUCGCAGAUACAGGUCGUGGGUUACAGCAGAUGUAGAGGUGGAGGCUGAGCUGCCAGUGAUCCUGUGACCUUGGGGACGGUGGCUUGGUGAAUGACCCCCUUGGAGAACACCCUUCUGUACCCCUUGCUUGCCAGCCAGCCCAGCCAGACGACGGAAGAUUCGGCAGAUCGAGUGCCCACCUCACCUCUAAUGCCCAGGUCACUCCCGUCUUCCCCAAGGCUUCUGGAAGUGCUGAGACGAGAGGCACCCGGUUCCACCUCAUGCUUGGGGGACCUUGCUAACUAUGGGGCUUGUGCUAACCCUCCUGCUGCUGCUGGGGCUGUGCGGGAACUCUGUUUCUGGAGGGCCACACUCGCCCACAGACACUCCUGGGGUGUUGCAUUAUGAAUGGCCUGCAGUGAACUAUGAGACCCAAGACUCCUAUAAUGCGGGACCCAUCGGCAUCCUCUUUCAUAUGGUACAGACCUUUCUCUACGUGGUGCAGCCUCAUGCUUUCCCUGAAGAUAAUCUCAGAAAAGUCAUAAAGAAGAUGUUUGAGCCCUCAAUUGAUUAUGAAAAGAUCUUCAACUAUGAGAUCGGCCUCAUCGUGUGCGUUGUCCUGGGCCUGCUCUUCAUCAUUCUGAUGCCCCUGGUGGGGCUCUUCUUCUGCAUGUGCCGCUGCUGUAACAAGUGUGGUGGGAAGAUGCACCAGCGACAGAAGGAGAACGGGCCCUUCCUGAGGAAGUCCUUCGCCACCUCCCUGCUGAUGAUCUGCACGCUCAUAAGCAUCGGCAUCAUCUUCGCUUUCGCGGCCAACCACGAGGUGAGGACACGGAUCAAAAGGACUCGGAAGCUGGCAGACAGUAAUUUCAGAGACCUGCGAACCCUUAUGAAUGAAACCCCAGAGCAAAUCCGAUAUAUGGUGGCCCAGUACAACACCACCAAGGACAGGGCCAUCGCUGAUCUGGACGGUAUUAGUUUUUUGCUUGGAGGUGGAAUCCGUGAGCGACUAAGACCCGCGGUGAUCCCCGUUCUUGAUGAGAUUAAGUCCAUGGUCACAGCCAUCCAAGAGACCAAAAGGGCCCUGGAGAACAUGAACAGCAGCUUGCAGAGCCUGCGAGACAGGAGCGCACAGCUUAGCAGCAACCUGACGGACGUGAAAGAGAGUGUGGAGAGGGCGCUCAGCGACCCUGUGUGCUCCGUGCGACCAUCAAGCGACACCUGCAAUGGCAUCAGGGCGUCUCUGAGCCGGCUGGAGACCAACCUCGAUCUGGGGCAGCUUCCAUCUGUGGACAGAGAACUUGACAAUGUCAACAAUGUUCUUGGAACCGAUUUGGAUGGCCUGGUCCAAAAGGGCUAUAAAUCCUUUAAUGAUAUACCCAAGAUGGUACAAGACCAAACCACGAACAUUGUUGCAGAUGUCAAAAAUGCCUUAAAUUCCAUUGGUCCGGAUAUUGACAGCGUCACUCAACAGCUUCCUAUUCAGAAUGCUUUGUCCAAGUUUACGGUUUAUAUCAACAACACUGAGAGUUACCUCCAUCGCAGUUUACACAAGUGGGAAGAGUAUGACUCUUACUGGUGGCUGGGCGGCUUGGUCCUCUGCUCCUUGCUCACCCUCAUCGUGAUCUUCUACUACCUGGGCCUGCUGUGUGGCGUGUGUGGCUUUGACAGGCACGCCACCCCCACCAGCAGGGGCUGCAUCUCGCACACCGGAGGCGUCUUCCUCAUGGUUGGGGUUGGAUUUAGUUUCCUCUUUUGCUGGAUAUUCAUGAUCAUCGUGACUCUCACUUUUGUCAUUGGUGCAAAUAUGGAAAAAUUGAUCUGUGAACCUUACAAAAACGGAAAGUUAUUCCGGGUUUUGGACACACCCUAUUUACUAAAUGAGAACUGGGAAUACUAUCUCUCUGGUGUGAUAUUCAAUAAAUCAGAUAUUAAGCUCACUUUUGAACAAGUUUACAGUGACUGCAAGAAAAGCAGAGGCACUUACGCCACUCUGCGCCUGGAGAAUCUCUUCAACCUCAGCAAACAUCUGAGCAUUAACGAGCAUACUGGCAGGAUAAGCAAUGAAUUUGAAAAUCUUAAUGUCCAAGUUAACAUCGUCCUGCUGGAUCGAGAUGGAAGAGCCAACCUCAAUGAUUUUGCUGGCUCUGGAAUAGACUCAGUGGACUACGCCUCCUACUUGUCUCAGACUGGUAAAUCCCCUGCAAAAGUGAAUCUUUUAUCAUUUGCACAUGAUCUAGAAACAAAAGCAAACCAUCUGCCACCAGGAACUUUGAGGCAGUCCUUGAAAAGAGAUGCAGAAAUUCUUAAAGUGAUUCAUCGCCAACAAGUUGUUCCUAUGGAGAAGUCUCAGGGCACUUUGAACCAAAGCAUCAAGAUACUUCAACACAUAAGCGCUGGAUUAAGGGAGAAAACAACUAGGAUUCUUGCCUCUUUGGAUUCUGCUCAGAACUUCAUCACCAACAACAUUUCCUCUGUUAUUAUUGAUGAAACUAAGAAGUAUGGACGAACAAUAAUGGGGUACUUUGAACAGUAUCUGAAGUGGAUCGAGUUCUCUAUCCGUGAGAAAAUGGCCUCCUGCAAGCCUCUGGCCACUGCGCUGGAUUCCACCGUUAAUGUCCUUCUGUGUGGCUUUGUUGUCAAUCCUCUGAAUUUGUUUUGGUUUGGCAUAGGAAAAGCUACUGUACUUUUACUUCCGGCUCUAAUUUUUGCUGUAAAACUGGCCAAGUAUUAUCGUCGAAUGGAUUCCGAGGAUGUGUAUGAUAAUGUUGAAACUAUUCCCAUGAAAAAUAUGGAAAAUGGUAAUAAUGGUUAUCAUAAAGAUCGUUUACAUGGUAUUCACAAUCCUGUUAUGACAAGCCCAUAACAUCAUCGACAGCUGAUGUUGAAAUUGCGUACGCAUCAAGAUACUCCAAGUGGAAAAGACCACAGAUUUUUGAUAGUUUCCGAGCCUGCAAGGACUUUCCGAAGCCAGGAAGAAGGCCGGGUGGUAACACAGUGACUCAGGCGGGCGCCCCUGGCCUCGGGGUAGUGCUUUGUCAGGGAUGUACAGAAUCACAUUAUAGCCCGUGUGUCCGUCACUCUUCAAGGAUGAGUCCCCCUCCCUUGUUUAUCUUUAUAUUUUACUUUUUUUACACUGGGUUUUUCUUCCGACACUACAACAUACGGGGUGUUCGUUCCCAUUUAAUGCAUUUCUGUGUCAAGAGCUAUUCCAGUGUGAUGGCUCAGCUUCUAACAUCCCGCCCCAUGUGGUGCGUGCUAACACAUACCAGUUCACAGGAAAGAUGCAUUCUAUGUAUAGUAAAUAUUGUACAUACCUUUUGUUACCACAGUUGCAUUUUUUUAAACAAAUGAAUAUUUUAGGAUUUUCUUCUAAAUGUACUUAACUAUCGGGUCAGUGUUGACUUAUUGGUGCUGUUGAAAUAAUCCAUUUUCACUGGAAGUGGAUGAAACCCACAGUGUAUCUUUCCUCUCAGAGAUUUUCGUCUACUUUGCUAGUGGUUCUUCAUGUUCCAUUUAGAAAUAGAAUACAAAAACACACGGAAGCCAGCUUAACUUCAUCUAGCACAUUUGAACCAGAGAGAGAGACACUUUGAAAGAAAUGCCAUUUUUUAGCAUUUUGUAGUUUUAACAAAUGCUACCUUUUGUAGUUUUAACAAAUGUUACAAUGUACCCUUUAAUGGGGUUUUCUGAUUUGUUAGGAUAAACAUUAAUUCGAGUGUAACCAACAUGAAUAUCAUUUGAUUAUUGAUGACAAUUCUGAAAUAUGACAAGAUCUUGUCAUGAUUCCUCUACUUGGUAUUUGUUCCUUAAAAAAUCCACAAAAGCACAAAGUAAAUUUGAGUUUGCUUUAGGCUUUUAUGUUGGUUUUUGUCGUUACCAAAAGUGAACAGCAGUGAAAAACCGGUCAGACAAAAUUUAACAUUCAUGUAGGGAAAUUCAAGAUAGAGGCUUUUCACUAGGUCUUUUCAUUGUAGUCACUAUUUCAUUUCAAUAAAAAAGAAC
This is a messenger RNA of Nycticebus coucang (slow loris), 4065 nucleotides long. It is a transcript of the gene PROM1, whose product is annotated as prominin 1. The record is from RefSeq and is a predicted model, not a curated record. The transcript is spliced from 28 exons. Gene Ontology annotation, cellular component: cell surface; prominosome; microvillus. Gene Ontology annotation, molecular function: cholesterol binding. Bases 365 to 2926 code for a protein of 853 amino acids. Lineage: Eukaryota; Metazoa; Chordata; Mammalia; Primates; Lorisidae.